This is a messenger RNA of Saccostrea cuccullata (small rock oyster), 956 nucleotides long. Its product is annotated as outer dynein arm-docking complex subunit 4-like. NCBI's taxonomy places the organism in Eukaryota, Metazoa, Mollusca, Bivalvia, Ostreida, Ostreidae. The record is from RefSeq and is a predicted model, not a curated record. The transcript has 6 exons. The annotation marks the transcript as partial. Gene Ontology annotation, cellular component: cytoplasm. Gene Ontology annotation, molecular function: protein binding.
GUUGGAGAGCGCGCCGGAAUUCGAGGGAUUCAGCGCGUGCACAGUUGCUAAGGUAACUUUCACCGGAAGUUUACAUUGGUGUUGAGAGAAGGUUGGUGAAAGCUGUAACGUGAACAAAAUGUACGACGGCGAUGAAUCUGAGGGCCCUAAAGGAACUUUUGAAAUAUACAAAGCAGAAGCAGAUUCACUUUUUAAGCAGGGAGAAUACAAGAAAUCUAUAGAUAGCUACACAAUCGCUUUAGAGUUACAGCCUGGAGACAAGAACUGUCUGGUCUGUCGGUCCAAAUGUUACCUACAGCUGGGGGACACACAAAAUGCCUUGGUCGAUGCAGAGGCCUCAUUAUCGGAGGAUAAAACUUUCCACAAGGGAGUUUACCAGAAAGCCCAGGCCCUAUACUACCAGGGAGAUUUUGAGAUGUCCCUUGUCUUCUAUCACAGGGGACAUAAACUCAGACCAGAGCUACAAGAAUUCAGGCUGGGUAUACAGAAGGCACAGGAGGCCAUUGAUAAUUCAGUUGGAGCCCCAGACAAAGUGCAGUUGACAACUGAAGGGGAUUUAUCAUUCUUUGCAAAGCAAGAUGAUAAAAAGAUAAAGAAGCCCACCUACAACACAUAUGGCCGUCCUGGCAUGCAGACCCAGAAGAAGCUGGAGAUCAGCCGCCCUGCCGGGAAUGAGAAGACGAUCAAACAACUACUGGGGGAGCUGUAUGGAGACAGACAGUACCUAGAGAAACUACUCAAAGAAACAGAUCCCAAUACUCCUGUGGGUAAGACCAUUUCUGGGCUGGUUUCCCAGGGCCUUAACUAUCUAGACACCAGAACCGACUUCUGGAGACAGCAGAAACCAAUGUACGCCCGUAAACACGAGAAACAGAUGAUGAGGAGAGACAACCGAACCGAACAGUCGAGCACAGGAAAACUGUCACCAAACGACUACAUCAUCAGGGAGCUGGAAA